GACGCGACCAUCUGUCAUUGGGAUGUUGUCAGAUCGUAUGACCUCAAACAAAAAUAUUAUUGCGUUGUAAUGUAAAAUAGUAAACAUCAAAUUUUUUAGCUCGUUUGAGAAUUAUUUCUUGUGCAAUAAUGGCUCUUCUUCCACCGGAUCCUGUCUACAUCCUUAGAGGAAAUACACCAAUCCAAUCAUUAGCAUUUCACAAAGGAUUCGACAGGUUAUUCAGCGGAGACCAAGAGGGCACGGUCAACAUCUGGGGACUACAGACCAAUAGAAUAGAAAAUACCAUCAAAGUCGGAGAUAACAAUGUAAUUCAUCUAUCCCAUACUAAAGACAACCUUAUAACGCAAGACAAAAACGGCAAAAUCAAAUACUGGAAUUUCGGUCUUAAAGGAUACGAAAUCGGCGAGGUCAUAUAUUCGGAUUACAUUGGUUUUAGUAAAUUUUCUAUCUCUGAGUCUGACAAAUUACUAAUUGUACCUGACAAAAACUCUGUUAUUAAGGCAUACAAUUUACAAGGGUACUUAAUUACUGAAAUCGUACCUGAUGACCCUAAACCCCUUGGAAUUGUUAUGUGCACAAAAAUCAUAACACUGCAUAACGAAGUUUGUAUUCUAGCAGCUUAUGAAAGUGGUGAUUUACUUUUGUGGAAUUUAAACAAAGGUAAAAUUCUAAGUAAUCUCAAGUUAUCAGAGUUCCCGAUAACUUUGGAUUAUGAUCAAACUGCCAAUCGUGGAGUGUAUGGAUCCAGCUCGAAUAUCAUACAUGUAUUUAGUAUAAAAUUAUCAACAGAUGAACUGUUUAAAAAAUGUGAUAUAAAUUUGAAGAACAGCGGAAUAAAUCAUCUCCAAAUAAGAAAUGAUAAAAAAGUCUUUGCUAGUGGAGGAUGGGAUGGAAGUCUGAGAAUAUUUUCAUGGAAGAGCUUAAGACCACUUGCAGUAAUGAAUGUUCAUAAUGGGCCUAUUAAUUGCAUUUCAUACUCUGAAGACAAAAUUAGCACUUGGUCCAACUCAAUUUUAGCAGCUGCUGGCAAUGAUGGAAACAUUUCUUUGUGGGAUUUAUAUAAUUAAACUUUUGUGAUAUAUAUUUUUAUAUGAAUGUCAUAAGAAUAAUAAAGAUUUGAUUAUUACUGACCUUCUGGAAU
Molecule: messenger RNA, 1141 nt
Organism: Ctenocephalides felis (cat flea)
Lineage: Eukaryota; Metazoa; Arthropoda; Insecta; Siphonaptera; Pulicidae
Product: guanine nucleotide-binding protein subunit beta-like protein 1
Exons: 1
Coding region: 129-1067 (312 amino acids)
Molecular function (GO): protein binding
Source: RefSeq, a predicted model, not a curated record